Messenger RNA from Myxocyprinus asiaticus (Chinese sucker), 2365 nucleotides. RefSeq names its product proprotein convertase subtilisin/kexin type 9 (gene pcsk9). Bases 185 to 2191 code for a protein of 668 amino acids. The record is from RefSeq and is a predicted model, not a curated record. Gene Ontology annotation, biological process: proteolysis. Gene Ontology annotation, molecular function: serine-type endopeptidase activity. The transcript has 12 exons. NCBI's taxonomy places the organism in Eukaryota, Metazoa, Chordata, Actinopteri, Cypriniformes, Catostomidae.
UAAAGAUUCACUCAGUCAAAGAGUUUCAAAUGUGAAAUGUUGAUUGACAUGAGGACACAUUUCCACUCAAAAUCUCUCUGCCACAAACGCCUGCGAUAUUACAUGCCGAAGAACAGUCUGAACAAGGGAUUUUUGAGCAACAUCACAUAAACUACUUAUUUUAAAGUACAAAAGUGACCACAAAAUGAGGGGCGUCGUGACAGUAUGCUGUUUGAGUUUACUUCUGUGCCUAGUGGCUGUAGUUGAGGGGGGUGAGGACCACCCUGAAGAUGAUGAGAUGAUCCUGUCCCUAAUUCUGCAGGAUGACACCCAGCCUGAAGCAGACAGCAGACCCUCUGCCCAGUUUUACAGGUGCUCUAAGGACGCGUGGUGCAUGCCAGGUCAAUAUAUAGUGGUGAUGCGGAACGGGACGCACGUGAACCAGGUGGAGCGCACAGCACGCAGACUCCGCGCAAAUGCCGCAAAGCGUGGAUACCUGAUCGAAAUAAUUCAGACCUAUUCUGGAGCCUUCCACGGGUUUUUGGUGAAAAUGAGCAGUGAUGUUCUUCACAUGGCAGUAAAGUUGCCCCAUGUGGAAUACAUUGAAGAGGAUUCCUCAAUCUUUGCUCAGAGCAUCCCUUGGAACCUGGAGCGCAUCAUUCCAAACAAACAUGAGACUGGAAAAUACUCACCACUCAAUGAUGGUGCACAGGUGGCAGUGUAUCUCAUGGACACAAGCAUUCAAGUGGGUCAUCGUGAGAUUGAGGGCAGAGUGAUGGUGACCGACUUUAACAGCGUGCCAGAGGAGGAUGGGGUCAGGAUUCACAGGCAGGCUAGUCAGUGUGACAGUCAUGGUACGCACAUAGCAGGCGUGGUGAGUGGGCGGGACUCGGGUGUGGCUCGAGGUGCCAGUGUAAACAGCGUUCGAGUUCUGAACUGCCAAGGCAAGGGUACCAUAUCGGGAGCUUUGGCAGGUCUGGAGUAUAUUCAGUCAUCUCUGAGGGCCCAGCCUAUGAGACCUGUGAUCCUACUGCUGCCAUUUGUGGGAGGAUUCAGUCGUACCCUUAAUGCUGCCUGCAGGAAAAUGGUUGAAUUGGGCUCAGUGCUUAUUGCUGCAGCUGGUAACUAUAAUGAUGAUGCCUGCCUGUAUUCACCAGCUUCAGAGCCUGAGGUGAUAACUGUAGGGGCAGUUAAUUUUGCUGAUCAGCCGCUUAGCACAGGGACGACCGGUACUAAUGUUGGUCGUUGUGUGGAUGUGUUCGCGCCUGGUGAUGACAUCAUCAGUGCAUCCAGUGAUUGCCCCACCUGCUUCACCACAAAGAGCGGAACUUCACAGGCAGCGGCACAUGUUGCUGGUAUAGCUGCGGUGCUCCUGAAUCUUAGUCCAAAGUCCAGCUCUGCUGAGGUUCUGCAACAGCUCCUCUAUCAUUCACUGAAACAGGUCAUUAACCCAGAGUCUCUGCCCCAGUACCACCGUCUCACUACACCCAACAUGGUGGUCGCCCUGCCUGACCCAGCCUCCACCCUCACAGGGGAGGAGCUUCUCUGUCGCUCCAUUUGGUCUGAGAGGUCAAGGGCUGUAAGUUUUGAAACAGCUGGUGCCCGCUGUCGGCCCGGUGAAGAGAUGAUGAGCUGUUCUACUUUCUCAUCAAACGGUGUGCGAGCUGGAGAGAGAAUAGAGGAGAGAGAUGGACAGAAAGAGUGUGUUGCUGUCAAUGGGAAUGGAGGGCAAGGUGUGUAUGCUGUAGCUCGCUGCUGCACAGGGCAUAAGGGUCAUUGCCAGAUUUGGGAGAGUCCUCAGAAGGGAAUGGAUGCAGAAUGUCCUAGCACAGACCAACAGCUAACAGGCUGCAGUUUUUUCUCAGAAUCUGGAGACAUAUCGGCCUCUGAUCGACCUCUACAUGGCAGUCGCAGGGCAUGUCCUGCUAGAAGGGGUGUGAUGUCAUAUGCCACCUGUUGCCACGCCUCCACUCUGGAGUGCCGGCUGAAAGAACACGACCCCACGGGUUUCAGCAAGCAGGUGGAGGUUUCAUGUGAGGGUUCAUGGACACUAACAGGGUGUGAGGCUCUGACACGUGAUUGUGUCACUCAUGGUGCAUACGCUCUUGGAAACACCUGUGUAGUUAAUACAUCUGGAGGAGACAGAGGAGCUUCGGCAAUCGCCACCUGCUGCAGGCUCCGCCCCUCCCAGCAGCAGCUAUCAACAGCAUGACCACUGAUGACCACCCUGAUGUUUGAAAGGAUAUGCAUGUUUAUAAACCAGCUUCCAAUUCUGUUUUGCCAACACAUAACCAAGGACAUAACUGUUAUAACCAAGGACAUAAAAGUUAACUUCAACAAAAGCUAUAGUUAAGAAGCUAAAGUUUAGCUAAAUUACUAUUAUGCA